CUGAGCUUUACAAACAUGACACCAACAAGACGCUGUAAGAAAUUCCUGUGCCACAGUUGUUGUCAAGGUUUCAACAUGGGCACCCAGCCACACACUGUGACCAAGGCAGAGAUCCCUGACUAUGUUCUUUACACCGUAGGAACAUGUGUGCUCAUUAUUGGCUCCAUUGGCAUCAUUGGAAACCUGCUAGUUCUCUAUGCAUUUUACAGCAACAAGAAGCUGAGGACACCCCAAAACUACUUUAUAAUGAAUUUGGCUGUGAGUGACUUCCUGAUGUCAGCUUCUCAGGCACCCAUGUGCUUUGUCAACAGCUUGCAUAGAGAGUGGAUACUUGGAGAUAUAGGCUGUGACUUGUACGCUUUCUGUGGGGCACUCUUCGGAAUAACCUCGAUGAUGACUUUAUUAGCUAUUUCUGUUGACCGCUACCUUGUGAUCACUAAGCCCCUGCAAUCCAUACAGUGGAGCUCAAAGAAACGCACAAUGCAGAUCAUCGCUGUUGUGUGGCUGUACUCGCUGGCAUGGAGCGUGGCUCCUCUUCUUGGAUGGAGUUCCUAUGUGCCUGAGGGCUUGAUGAUAUCCUGUACAUGGGACUAUGUAACCUACUCCCCUGCAAACAGAAGUUACACCAUGAUUUUAUGUUGCUGCGUGUUUUUUAUUCCCCUGAUAAUAAUAUUCCAUUGUUAUUUAUCUAUGUUCCUGGCCAUAAGACGUACUGGCAGAGAUGUUCAAAAGCUGGGAUCCUGCAGCCGGAAAUCCUACCUCUCUCAAUCCAUGAAGAAUGAAUGGAAACUGGCAAAAAUUGCUUUUGUGGUCAUCAUUGUGUUUGUCUUGUCCUGGUCUCCAUAUGCUUGUGUCACCUUGAUUGCCUGGGCAGGUCGAGCCAACAUCCUAACACCAUAUUCCAAAUCUGUGCCAGCAGUUAUUGCCAAAGCUUCUGCAAUCUACAACCCCAUCAUAUAUGCAAUAAUUCACCCAAGAUACAGAAAAACCAUCCACAAUGCUGUUCCCUGCUUGAGAUUCCUAAUACGAAUAUCAAAGAAUGACCUCCUGAGAGGCUCCAUAAAUGAGUCAUCAUUCAGGACCUCUCUCUCCAGUCAUCAGUCUCUUGCUGGCAGGACCAAGAGCACUUGUGUUUCAUCAGUUUCCACUGGAGAAGCUACCUGGAGUGAUGUAGAACUUGACCCUGUAGAGACAGCUCAUAAGAAGCUGCAGCCAUGCCGAAGUCACUCUUUCUCAACAAAUUCAAGACAGGAAAAGAGAGAUCUGCUCCCAAAGACCUACAGCUAUGAUGCAGCAACUGCAGAAAAGGUUUCACUCUCCUCCAGCUGUUUGGAGAAGGUGCUUAGGCAGCCAGUUCUACACGGUCUCCCUGCAACACUUGUGAUCAGCUCUCUAAAAGCAGCCUCUCUGCCUGUUGGUCUGAAUAGCAGCAGUGUGAGUAGAGGAGAGGGCUCAGGUACUCCACAGGCAGCAGCUCAAGAAAGUCAAGUGAAUGGUGUCCUGGGCUCCAUCAUUAGCAAUACAGUCCCUCGCAUCAUCAUCAUUCCUACCUCAGAGACAAACCUAUUUCGAGAGGAAAUGGAAGAGGAAGAGACUGAAUUAUUCCACUUUCAUGACAAAAAGGGCAAUCUGCUGGACUUGGAAGGGCUUAGCUCAUCCAUGGAGUUCCUUGAAGCUGUUGAGAACUUUCUAUCAUAAGUUUCUCAAAAGAAAACUUUCCAGUAAUUAUUUUCUUGGCAUCUUCUCCACUUAAUUAUACCAAAUAACUAAAGCCUUGUAGGUUAGAUCAUCAGACUUUCUGUAUGUUUAUACAGUAGUCACUAGGCAGCCUUCAGAUUUAUCUUUGUCCAGACCAGCUCAGGCAUGGAAACAGGCUUUCUUUCAGAUUAUGCUGCAGGAAAUGAGCAGUGGAAGAUCUGGCAACAUGAUUGAGUGACAUUGGUCGAGCUGUCUGCCUGCUUCGUAGGGCCCUGACUUGUAACCAUGGAUGAAGAUGCCAGCAGAAGGAAAACUGACUGAGCAACAGCAGGGGCAGCUGCUGAAUGUUGCUGCUACCUGAGCAUGAAGUGGCAUUCCUGCUUUGACUGCUGCCUUUUGGAUGGUGAUGGGAAGAGCCACAAGACCACAGUUUCCACCAGUUGCAACGGUAACACAGAUGGCUCAAUGAUCUGAACUAAAUUUGAAUCAAAUUAUUUUCAGUGUGACUUCUGUUGUGUUUUGUUUUUUAAAUAGGCAGCUUGCUAAAAACAAACAGAUGGUGUAAGUGGGAAGUGACUGCUUGCCUUUGAAGUUUAGUGCUACAAGUCUGGAUUUUACCUCAGCACGAGCAUGAUUACCUGAAUGUUGAAUUACCAGGUGCUGUAUGCUAAAACAUACGCUACUACCUAUAGAAGCACUUAGAGCAUCUUCAGAGUUACAGUCUUGAUUAGAUAUAUGUGGAUCCUAAUGAGUCUGUGAUUAAAAGGGUGAAUGUUCACAGCUGGCUUGACAAGUCAGUGAUAAAAAUAAAGCCUUGGCUGCUGUGUAUAACUUCUUUCUUCAGAGGAGAUUUUUCUCCCCUCCUCUAAAAUGACACAGUGGAUGUCUUCUCCUACUGGUCACUUACCAGAGGGUUUCAGAGCAGGUAAAACUUUGUCCUGGGGAGAAAACACAGUACUGUGGUGUUUGCUACAGGAUUUGUACUUGCAUCGUUAUCUGUGGUUACUGACUGUGUUAUUUCAUCUGUGCUUCACUUUAUGGCUCAGGCUCAUAAGAGCCUCCUAGCAUUUUAUUCUGAACUGUAUUCUUAAUUUCAUUAUUCAUUUUCCCAUUUCUCCACUUCCUUUCAGUCUCUGACUUUCAAAUGUAGGCAACUUGAACUGUUUUUCUCCACAUUGUAUUAGUAUAUCUUAGCAGAAAGCAGGCAUUUAUCUGGAUAUAAUAAUGCAAAUACUUGGUCUCCAGUGAGUCUAGUCACAUUCAGGCAUCCCACAAGACAGUGAGAGUUUAUGUUCAUAGUCCUGAUUUAUUCCCUUGACUGUAUCCUAGAUUGUGCAGAGACCACUGAGAGCAUUUCCCAUUCUUGUGUAUGCACUGGCUGGUCUUGAGAAGUAAUUUCUCUUUUCCUGUUCUAUCAAUGGAAAAAAAAAACCAGAUGAAAAAUAGAAAGCAUAGAUGUAUAUUCUUUAAAUUAUUUUUUUAUUACAAAAGUUAACACAAAUCCUGUUUGCAACUAGCUAGACAGGAACAAUACUGAAGAACAAGCUAAACCCCAAAGCAGUACAAGAGAGACAGGAAUACCUCACUCGCAGAUCUGAAGCUUUGCAGGGUGUCAUCACAGCAGACCUUUGAGACACUUGCUUUUGGUAUAGGCUAAAAAAAAAGCACUGAUGGGUUACAAAGCUGAUUACUGAGACUGGCUGCCUACUGCAAUGCUAACAUUAAAUGCUGCUAUUAUUUGAGCUACCUUCCUGUCUAGAGACCCUCACCAGAAACAAGGCCAAUGUUCCUCCUUACCUUGUAGAGGAGGGGUGAAAGUAGUGGUGAAGCCACAUCAUAUAUAUGUUUGCCUGUGUGCUGCCCUGGUGCUGGGAGCCAGGGCUAAGCAGGGGCAGCACCAUGUUGUGGUACCUGCAGCAGGGCUGCCAAAGGCUGUGCCCACCCAGUGGUGGGUUUUCUGCUGAGGCCAGGAAUGACAAGGUCAUUUUCCCCUAUGUCAGCUGUGCAGGCAGUGACCUUGCUACUUCUUGCAUUUAAUAUUCUCUGCUGCUGUACCUCCUUUCUUCUCAAGCCAGAUGUUGGGAAGCAAGUGUUCUUAUAAGGCUUCCAAGUCUCAAACCUGAUUUUUACUCUUGUAAUUACUCUAAAUAACAAUAAGAAAAUGUAUUUGGUGUUCCAAGAUAUAAAAACAUGCCCUGGAGCAGAUUUUACACUCAGAUGUUGACAGAUUUGUACUGGUAUGAGUGUAACAGGAUAUUGCCAUAGUUUCAGACAGGAUGAAGAAAGUAAGACCUAAAGUAACAGUCAACAAAUUCCUCUGUAUCCAGACAAAACUUUGCAUUCUACUUGUUAGGCUGAAAGAUGACUUUCCAGUGAUCUCUUGGUAUGUGCUGGUUCUAAUAAAGUGUAUCAGAAAACUAGGGGGCUUGAGGUACGUGCAAAGAAGUGUUUUACUUUUACACUGUUAAUGUCAUAUACUGUUAGUACCAUUGCUUCUAAAGCUAAUGUCAAGAUUACUGUUUACAUCAAAUUAUGUAGGCUAGAAUGACAAAUAAGAUAGCAGUAGAGAGAUAAAACAUAAAGUUGUAUGGAAUAUCAGUUAGACUUAUUACAUUCACUGUGAGGUUUCUGCAGAAACACCAGUCACAGAGUAAAUGAGUCUUAAAUUGACUACCACAAUGCAGGAAAAAUUUGCAGAAUUCUCUGUUGCCACAGUAGAAUAGAUGGCACAUAUAACUGUACAAUGUUAACUGUUGCUUCCCAUUACAUAAAGAAAUGUAUUGAUUCACUCAAAUGGAAUAAAAAAAAUC
Molecule: messenger RNA, 4508 nt
Organism: Melopsittacus undulatus (budgerigar)
Lineage: Eukaryota; Metazoa; Chordata; Aves; Psittaciformes; Psittaculidae
Product: melanopsin-like
Exons: 11
Coding region: 16-1698 (560 amino acids)
Biological process (GO): visual perception; G protein-coupled receptor signaling pathway; cellular response to light stimulus
Cellular component (GO): plasma membrane
Molecular function (GO): G protein-coupled photoreceptor activity
Source: RefSeq, a predicted model, not a curated record